CUAGUUUGCAGGAUAAAUAUUGUAUACUCAGCAAUUAUUUUAAUAAAAUUAAAUAAUUAGGCAAUAUGACAGCGUUUGAGGAAUUUGGAGUGAUUCCAGAGCUUGGGAAAGCUGUAGAUGAUAUGGAAUGGCUACUUCCAACUGAUGUACAAUCAGAAGCUAUUCCUUUAAUUUUAGGAGGCGGUGAUGUAUUGCUUGCUGCAGAAACGGGAUCUGGUAAAACUGGCGCAUUCUGUAUCCCAAUAUUGCAAAUAGUAUGGGAAACUGUUAAAGAUUUACAGGAUGGAAAGAAAAGUCAUCAUUCACACUCAAUAGUUCCGUUUAGAAUGUCAUUCUUUGACAGAGGCAAUUCUCUUGCAAUUACACCAAAUGGCUUAAGAUGCCAAUCUCGAGAACAAAGAGAAUGGCAUGGAUGUAGAUCAACAACUGGUGUUAAAGGUAAUGGACGUUAUUAUUUUGAGGCUACAGUUACUGAUGAAGGAUUAUGUCGUGUUGGAUGGGCUACUGAUAAGGCUAACUUAGAUUUAGGAACUGAUAGAUUUUCUUAUGGAUUUGGUGGAACUGGGAAAAAAUCAAACAAUAAACAGUUUGAUGAUUACGGUGAAUCUUUUGGUAUUAAUGAUGUCAUUGGAUGUUUGUUGGAUCUCGGUAGAGGAGAAAUUUCGUACACUAAGAAUGGAAAGAAUCUCGGAGUUGCAUUUAAAAUAAAUGAUCAGUUGAAAAAUGAAGCAUUUUAUCCAGCUGUGGUUUUAAAAAAUGCAGAAAUGGAAUUUAAUUUUGGCGAGUCAGAUUUUAAGCAUAAAAUCCCAGACGGCUAUAUAGCUUUAUUUAGAGCAGAAAGUACUAAUGUCAAAAAUAAUCCAAAUGCACAAUUAUCGUCUGCAGAAGAAAUGAAAUCUAAACCAAAUGCACCAAAAGCUAUUAUUAUUGAGCCAUCUAGAGAAUUGGCUGAACAGACUUUUCAGCAACUUGAGAAGUUUAAGAAAUUUUUAAAAGAUCCUACAAUUCGUGAAUACCUCUUAAUCGGUGGUCAAAGUAGUAAGGAACAAAUUAAUGAGCUACAAAAAGGAGUCGAUAUUAUUGUUGCCACGCCAGGUCGAUUGGAAGAUUUGUUGUCACAAGGUUUUGUACUUCUUACUCAUUGUCGAUUCUUUGUCUUAGAUGAAGCCGAUGGUUUAUUAAAACAAGGUUACGGUGGCUUAAUUGAUCGGAUUCACAAACAGAUUCCCAAAAUUACAUCAGACGGUAAUCGUCUCCAAAUGAUUGUUUGUAGUGCUACACUUCAUGAUUUUGAUGUUAAGAAAAUGGCUGAAAGAUUAAUGCAUUUUCCAACAUGGGUUGACUUAAAAGGCGAAGAUGCAGUGCCUGAAACUGUUCAUCAUUGCGUUGUCAUGGUUGAUCCUCAAAAAGAUUCUUCCUGGAAGAAUUUAAGACAGCAUGUUCAGACAGAUGGUGUACAUGUGAAAGAUAAUGUAAAACCAGGAAUAAACUCGGCAGAAACUCUAUCAGAAGCUGUAAAAAUGCUCAAAGGCGAAUAUUGUGUUCGUGCAAUUCGUGAACAUAAAAUGGAUAGAGCUAUUAUAUUUUGUCGUACAAAAAUCGAUUGCGAUAAUUUAGAAAAUUAUUUGCGACAAGUUGGAGGAACUGAAUUUUCUUGCGUAUGCUUACAUGGAGAUCGCGCACCGAAUGAGAGAAAGGCUAAUUUAUUGAAAUUUAAAGAAAAACAAGUCAAGUUUCUAAUCUGUACUGAUGUUGCUGCUCGCGGUCUUGACAUUUCUGGACUUCCAUUUAUGAUUAACAUCACUUUACCAGACGAAAAGUCUAAUUAUGUCCACAGAAUUGGUCGAGUUGGACGUGCAGAACGUAUGGGACUUGCAAUUUCACUAGUUUCAACAGUUCCUGAAAAAGUUUGGUAUCACGGCCAAUGGUGUAAUUCGCGUGGAAAGAAUUGCUGGAAUACGAAUCUUGUUGAGCAAAAAGGAUGUUGUAUGUGGUAUAACGAGCCAAACUACUUAGCGGAUAUUGAAGAACAUUUAGGAUGCACAAUUCAACAAGUCGAAGCUGACAUAAAAGUUCCACUUAAUGAUUUUGACGGAAAAGUUGUUUAUGGACAGAAACGUGCUAAUACUGGUUCUAAUUAUCAAGAUCACGUUAAACAGCUAAAGCCUAUUGUUGAUGAACUUGCGGAUUUGGAAUUAAAAGCGCAAUCAAUCUUCAUGCGACGAUUACUUUUAUAAAUCUCUCUUUCUCCCCUUAUUGAUUGAAUAAAACAUUAAUAAUGAACCAUCUUUUUGUGUUUCAUUUGCCACUUUGUUCCUAUAACUUGUUUGAAGUUUUU
Chironomus riparius is the source of this 2338-nucleotide messenger RNA. NCBI's taxonomy places the organism in Eukaryota, Metazoa, Arthropoda, Insecta, Diptera, Chironomidae. The record is from the annotation of a GenBank genome assembly.